AGACCUAGGCUAUAGCCUAUAUGUAUUCUCAAGAAGUUACUACAAUUUUCCUUUGUAAAUUCUCUCCCUCUCUCUCUCUCAGCUCAUGCUUCAUCAGCAAACUCUGAAACACAUCAGAACUAGUGCAAGCUAUAAAACCUUAACAGAAACGAAAGUACACCCUCUCCUAGUCCAGUCACCACUUAACUAGUUCAGUUAAUUAACGGUUUUUAUCUUCUUCUUCCUUUUUCUUCCAUAUUUACCCUCAUAUCUCAACAACUCCACCGCCAUUUCCAAAAAAGCCUUCAUCAAAAUGAUAACCUGGCACGAUCUAUACACAGUUUUAACCGCAGUAGUUCCACUUUACGUAGCCAUGAUCUUAGCCUAUGGCUCCGUACGGUGGUGGAAAAUAUUCUCACCGGACCAAUGUUCCGGCAUAAACCGUUUCGUCGCGAUUUUCGCAGUUCCUCUUCUAUCCUUUCAUUUCAUCUCCACAAAUAACCCUUAUGCCAUGAACUAUAGGUUCAUCGCAGCUGAUACACUUCAAAAAAUCAUCAUGCUCCUUGCACUUACAAUUUGGACUAAUUUCACAGCUAAUGGUAGCUUAGAGUGGAUGAUCACAAUCUUCUCUCUUUCAACAUUACCCAACACUUUGGUUAUGGGAAUUCCACUUCUCAUAGCUAUGUAUGGUGAAUAUUCCGGUACCCUUAUGGUUCAAGUUGUGGUUCUUCAGUGUAUCAUUUGGUACACUUUGUUAUUGUUUCUUUUUGAGUAUCGUGGUGCUAAGCUUCUAAUUAUGGAACAGUUUCCUGAAACUGCUGCUUCUAUUAUUUCCUUUAAGGUUGAUUCUGAUGUUGUUUCUCUUGAUGGGAGAGAUUUUCUUGAGACAGAUGCUGAGGUUGGUGAUGAUGGUAAGCUUCAUGUUCAUGUCAGAAAAUCAAACGCUUCCCGGAGAUCUUUUAUGAUGACUCCACGGCCGUCGAAUCUCACCGGAGCAGAGAUUUAUAGUUUGAGUUCUUCCCGGAAUCCGACGCCGCGAGGGUCUAAUUUUAAUCAUACGGAUUUCUACUCUAUGAUGGGCUAUGCUCCGAGACAUUCUAAUUUUGGUGCUAAUGAUGUGUAUUCCGUUCAGUCCAAUUCCCGUGGGCCGACUCCAAGACCGUCAAACUUCGAAGAGAACCCUGUGCCAACUGCAACAUCGGCACAGACUGUUAACUCUCCGAAAUUUGGAUUUUAUCCGGCACAAAAUGUGCCGGCAGCUUACCCUGCUCCAAACCCGGAAUUCUCUUCCGGGUUGAGCAAGAGUGUUAGUAAAAACUCUCAGCAACAUUUAUCACAGCAACAGACUCAGCAAACAGUUCAAGUACAACCACAAACAGUUACUAGCAAUGGCUCUGCUGCUGCUGCUAAAACUAGCCAUGAUGCUAAAGAGCUUCACAUGUUUGUGUGGAGCUCUAGUGCCUCACCGGUUUCCGAAGCCAGCGGGCUUCAAGUUUUUGGUAGUGGUGCUGCUGAUUACGGAGCGUCUGAUCAAUCUGGACGCUCCGAACAAGGUGCUAAAGAGAUUAGAAUGUUGGUUUCUGAUGACCAUCCACCAAAUGGUGUUAAUAUUACCAACAAAGGUAUGCAAGAAACAGAGCUUGGUGGGGAAGAGUUGAAGUUUCCAGUAAAAGAAGAAGAAUUGCUGGUAGAAGAAGAGGUAGGGAAAGUGGAACCAGCUGCCCUGAACAAGCUAGGAGGAUCCAGCUCAACGGCGGAGCUACACCCAACAGCCACCGUGAAACACAUGCCUCCGGCAAGUGUUAUGACCCGUCUCAUUCUGAUCAUGGUUUGGCGGAAGCUUAUCCGUAACCCAAACACGUACUCCAGCCUCAUUGGUCUAAUUUGGUCUCUUGUGGCAUUUAGGUGGCAUGUGCAUAUGCCUAAAAUAAUAGAGAAAUCAAUCUCCAUACUGUCUGAUGCUGGUCUUGGAAUGGCUAUGUUCAGUUUAGGUUUGUUUAUGGCUCUACAACCCAAGAUGAUUGCAUGUGGAAACUCAGUUGCUUCAUUUGCAAUGGCUGUUCGAUUUCUUACAGGUCCUGCAGUCAUGGCUGCAGCUUCCAUUGCUGUUGGACUGCGUGGUAACCUUUUACGUGUAGCUAUUGUUCAGGCUGCACUUCCUCAAGGGAUUGUUCCAUUUGUGUUUGCCAAGGAGUACAAUGUUCAUCCAGCCAUUCUUAGUACAGGGGUUAUUUUUGGAAUGUUGAUAGCUCUACCAAUUACUCUAGUCUACUACAUAUUACUUGGUUUGUAAGAUGUCUAAACAGUUGUAACCAACUUACAAAGACAUAAUCAAUGGCUAUCUCUUUUGAAUCUUUUCUACUUUGGGAGUAUGCAAGCAUUCUUGGUGACCACAGUGUCGUCACAUUGUGGAUUGUGCUAUUAGCAAGGAUGAUGAUUUUUCUGGAUAGAGAGAACAAAAAUCACCAGCUAGAAUUCUUAAAAAAACAGUGAAGAUCCUUCCAAGUUUCCCAAAAUAUGGGAACUUCAUUAAAUUUGACCUAUUGAUUUGGCUCAAAUUCUUGCCAUGCACACUGACACAAUUUUCAAGAGCUGAGAAAAAGGAACUACUAGUUGAGCAUAUGAGAGACACAACAGAGGAAAACAGGGGAAAGCAAACGUGAGCAGAGUCAAUGAAAUCUAGAAAAUCAAUCUCUUCUUUAUGACCAUUGUUUAUUGUUUAUCUUUUCUAUUUAGUAUUAUUAGCUAGCACUAGUAUAUAGUAUUAGUAUUUUUGUAUUUAGUGAGAAAACAAAGGACUUGUAUAUUUUAUCAUUUUAAUCUUGUGAGCAACGUGUCAAUCUUAGAGAGAAUUUUUUAAUGCUCCUUUUAA
This is a messenger RNA of Medicago truncatula (barrel medic), 2851 nucleotides long. Its product is annotated as auxin efflux carrier component 4. The transcript is spliced from 6 exons. Gene Ontology annotation, biological process: auxin polar transport; auxin export across the plasma membrane. Lineage: Eukaryota; Viridiplantae; Streptophyta; Magnoliopsida; Fabales; Fabaceae. The record is from RefSeq and is a predicted model, not a curated record. Gene Ontology annotation, molecular function: auxin efflux transmembrane transporter activity. Gene Ontology annotation, cellular component: plasma membrane; endoplasmic reticulum. The coding region runs from base 293 to 2272 and encodes 659 amino acids.